Molecule: messenger RNA, 6898 nt
Organism: Amoebophrya sp. A120
Lineage: Eukaryota; Dinophyceae; Syndiniales; Amoebophryaceae
Source: the annotation of a GenBank genome assembly
UUUGAAUAUUUUCUUUGCGUUAGUUGAUUGCGUGCAAACUGAUAGCGCGAGCGCACCCUCAGAACACUGAUAGACUUUAACUAGUACAUCAGUGUAGACCUUGCAGUUGGGUGCAUCACGAUCAAAAAUUCAAGUAAAAUCGGCCACUCGCGAGGUCGGCGGGAACCAAUAUUGACUUCGUAUGAACGUAAAGCGUGCCGCGCCUUCGAGAUCAUACACGUGACGCCGGAAUAAAACAAGAUGUCCAUUUUGUCGGGAGCAAGAUGUGCCCGCCCUGCCGGGCGCAGAUCUGCGGGAAGCUGUGCUGCUUAUUCUUCCAUCCUCUUUCUCGAGAUGACCACUGCUGUACUAAUGGUGUCGGCCAUGAUGCAAGGUCAACAUAAAGCGGAUCCUUCUCCUGUUGCGCGUCAGGAUUUAACGAGUGGUGCUUGUUCGACGACAACUGCGCAGGACGUCGUGGAUGAAAUAAGCCAGGACUUUGGCAACAGCAAGAAUCUCUCGUUUUUGCAAGCGGACGAGGACGCGCUGCGCGAAUUGUAUCACACAGAAAAAAACUGGCAGGUCAUUACUAUCUAUUAUAUUCAUGCGAAAAAAGAGGUCUACAGAGGGUCGAAGGGAGGUGGCCGAGAGGUCAAAAAGAGGUCAACAGAGGUCAAAAAGAGGUCGACAGAGGUGGAGAGGUGGCGCGGGAGGUCGUUCGGGAGGAUGGCCGAGAGGUGGCGCGGGUAUAGCCAGCCGAACCGUUCGCCCUAAAGCCGCGCCUAUGGGGCCCGGAGGUGGCCGAGAGGGUCCCGAGAGGGUAAGCGAGAGGGGGGCAGAGGUGCCGAGAGGUUGCGCGAAUAAGGGGGAACCUCCCGCGGACCCACUGGGCCACCUCUCGGCCACCUCUGUAGACCUCUACCGGCGAGUAUAGCCGGACUAUUAGCAACACCUCUCCGAAGAGGUGAAAAAGAGGGUCUGCGAGAGGGGUAGAAAAACCCGAAUCCGCCCGGCGCAAGGCUGAUUCUUUUCCGGCCCUUUCAUGCAGAGGGCCUGAACCCUCUCGCGCCACCCUCUCGCGCACCCUCUCGCGCCACCCUCUUGCGCCACCCUCCCGUGCUUCUGUUCGCCUCCGGUGUCCUUUGCAGCUGCUCCUUGCGCAGAGCGCCCACAGGCGCGGGAAGCGCGCAAGUGGUCCUGCGGGUUGGCGCCGCGCAAACAGGCGGCAGGACUCCAGUAAGUAUGAUGUUUCAUUGUGCAUAUUAGACCUGUGGCAUUGUGGCCCGAUCCGCAAAUAGUCCUGCCCAGCCCCAGCAACAGCCUUGCGCUCCGGCGUUAGCCGGAGCAUGGCUGGUAUUUGUAAUGCAAAAAUGAAUAGACAAGAAAACUUUGCAUACCCGAAAUAGCAUGCUACGAGGUCGCCCAUGACAGAUUUUUCUGUGUAUUUAUUUUUUAAUGCAAAAAUGAAUAGACAAGAAAACUUGUAUUGCAUACCCGAAAUAGCAUGCUACGAGGUCGCCCAUGACAGGUUUUUCUGUGUAUUUAUUUUUGCAUUACAAAUUACCAGCCAUGCCCCGGCUGACGCCGGGGCGCAAGGCUGUUGGGGCGGGGCAGGACUAUUUGCGGAUCAGGCCGCAGCGACAGGGCUUUACAGACAGCGUGACAGAUCGAAGGAAGUGCUGGCGCCGGUUUGCGCCCUGUCAACCCGCAGGGCCUCCUGCGCGCUUCCCGCGCCUUCAGGCGCUAUGCGCAGGGAGCAGCUACAGCGAAGCUUGGGGGCGAAGAGAAGCCGCCUCGGCAUCGGUGCCGAAGCACAACUGGGACCGCGCUGCCCUUUGUUGAUCACACACACACCCGCCCCCGCCCAACUGGCUUCCCGGCGGAAACUGUUGGCGCGAGCGGUUAGCGCGAGAGGGUGGCGCGAGAGGGUGCGCGAGAGGGUAGCGCGAGAGGUGUGGGCCUGCGCCAUGAAACAGCCCCAGCAAAAUCGGCCUCGUGCCGGGCGGAUUCGGGUACUUUUUACCCUCUCGCAGGCCCUCUUUUUGACCUCUCCCGAGAGGUGUUGCUAAUAGUCCGCCUGUACUCGCCGGCAGAGGUCUACGGAGGUGGCCGAGAGGUGGCCCAGAGGGUGCGCGAGAGGUUCCCCCUUAUUCGCGCAACCUCUCGGCACCCCUGUCCCCCUCUCGCUUACCCUCUCGGCCACCUCCGGGCCCCAUAGGCGCGGCUUUAGGGCGACCGGUUCGGCGGGCUAUACUCGCGCCACCUCUCGGCCACCCUCCCGAAUGACCUCCCGCGCCACCUCUCCACCUCUGCCGACCUCUUUUUUACCUCUUUUGACCUCUUUUUGACCUCUCGGCCACCUCUCUUCUAUCCUCUGUAGACCUCUUUUUUCGCAUGAAUAUAAUAGAUAGUAAUAUGCCCUGCCAGCUUUUUUCUGUGGGAUAAAUUGGCCAGGAUAAACAAGCAGAAAAUGGAAAAGCAGAUCGCCGUAUAAAAUGUAAAAAUGUCUGGGUCUGGAAAAAUGCAAGUUUGUCAUGCUUGUCUGGCAUGGCUCUUAAAUCUGUCAUGCACAUUACCAAAGAGCCCCGCUUUUCUGUCAUGCAGAAACGUAGUUUGUCAUGCAGAAUAGGCAACACCUAGAAGCUCAGAAACUUGUCAUGCUGAGCCAGCAAUUGUGGCCUCCUCAUGAUAUGCCACCCAGCAUCACAAGUUUCCCGACCCAGACAUUUUUACAUUUGAUACGCCGGGAAUAUUUCCGGCUGCGACGACGUCUUGAUUUCCUAUCUGGAAAGCAGCGUGGACCUGCAAGAGUUCUGUCUGGCUGAACCUGAAUCUGGCUCGGCGAUGAAAAAGAAGAAAAAGAAAAGCGAGGAAGAAUUGAACACGCUGGAAAAAUUUAUCGAAGCGCAAGACCUUGACAUCGUAACAAAGAAAAGUGGAUCCGGGCUGGCAAAAUACCAUGUGCCGAUGACGAAAGCAUUCGCGGAGAAUGUGCUCGGCUGCUACGCCGGCUUCAAGUCCUACAUGGAGCCGGGAAUUGUUCCUCGUGCAUCAAGAAGAAGUGUGUCGCCUAGAAGUCACCACCAACAGCUUGAGGGCGAUCGUGAAGUAGAAGAUGGAUUAUAUCGUGCUGGUCUCAACACGGAAUCUACUUCAUCAGCGCGAACUCCUGCAGAUGGGUUUGGUUUUUCUCAGAAAAGCAACGACGAUGCCGAUGGCCCCAUCGCUGAGGUGGGGGAGACGACAACCAUUCGUCGGCUAAAGUCAGCAGAGGAUUAUGCUAACUUCCUGCUCGACGUGGUGCAGGAAACGCAGAAACGGCAACGACAAGUGGAUGCGGGCGCUGCAGGAGAGGACGACGUCACGUCCCAAAAAUUGAAAGACCGCCGGGAAUCAGUCGCGGCGGACGCACGCGCAGCGCUCGAGUUUAUUCUCGCUGAUGGGAUGUUGAAGAGCAACACGCAGGACAAGGGAGGCGAACGAAAUAAAGCACUACACCCCCGGCGAGCGAAAAGCACUAGACCGUCGCGGCCGACGACGAGCAUGAGCGCAAGAGGGUCGUCCCGAGCGCAGCAGGAGGGAAGAUCGUUGUCUCUCGCCCGAGGGAGGAAGCGUCCUCGCGCCAGGAGUGGAAGUCCUCGGAGCAGGGGUACUAGUUCCUCGCAGAAUGAUGUUGAUUUGCCGGCCUUGGAGCAUCAAAUUCAUAACCAAGCGGGGAACUCUACUAGCAUGUCUGGAGCUCCUUCUACAGUGACGCCUGGAACAAGUGCGUCGUCCACUGUCGUCACGGAAGUGGAGCCUUCUAAGCGAGAGCUAAGGAACCCGUUUCUGUUUGUCCCGUUGCAGAUGAUGCGGACCGAGCUGGAAGAAAAGGUGGCUGGAGUCGUGCGUGGCCUCGGCGAAGAUAAAACUCAUCGUCGUGGGCUGGUGUAUAAGGUUCUGAUUGAGUCCGACGUGACCACUGAAAAAAACGGUGCCAUGUCGGGGGGUUGGGCGGAUCAAGUGCGAAACAAUGUCUGUCCCAGUCAAGCGCUGCUCGACCACUCGGAUACAGCGGACAAUAAAAAACUUCGCCCCGACCGCCUGCGCUGGGCCAUGUUGGUGUGCAAAAGUGACCUGUGGACGCUAGUGCAACUGUACGAACAGAACCCGGGCCUGGUCUUGCGCGCACGUGCCGUCGAAUUUUUGCAGUCGGGCGGUGUUGAUAUCAGCAAAAUGCUCGCCGUUGAGAACAAGGAGAUACAGUUCAAAAGAGAGUUUUUCCGCUCGCAGAAGGAGCUGGAUCAAUUGACGGAAAUAUUAAUCGCAUUGCUGAAGCUAAUGAAAGUUUUAUCGGAUGACGAAGCGCUUGUCGUGACUUCCACAGGGAGUACUGAGCACUGGAAUAUUUUUGAGGAGGAAAAUCCGGCGCAACAAGAAGGAGAAGCAACUCACGCAGCUCUCGUCCUCGGCAAAAAUAACGACUUGGCUGUCAUGCUGAAGGACUUUGCGGGCUCUGGAAGUGAGUCGGGGAGCACGGUAGUUAUGAUGUCGCAGCUGUUCACUGAGGAGCCCGAGCUAAAGAUGGUGAUCGGGUCUCCGGUGUUGCAGGCGACGGCAAAGCGGCUUGAGGAGGUGCGAGCAUCUUUCGCUUUCCUGCAGCACGAGUUCCGCCGCACGCUUUGUGACGGCGCGCUGAAAGACGCCCCGGCCACGGACAUGCUCUUUCACACCGAUGGCUCCUCUCCUCCCGCCUCGUACAUCGUCCCCGAGUGGCGCUUGUUUGGCAACUACGAAAACGGGUGGACAGUGAAGGACCCGCUCGCCGGAAGAGUAAUGGCCGAAAAACUGGGGCUACCUGACGAGGGUAUUCCCUACAAACAGCGGGAGACUGAAGAAUAGUUGGACAGCACGCUAGCUUCCGAGCUGGACCAGUUUUUCUCGCAGCACCCGGAACACAGAAACACGCUGCCGACUUCUAGUACAUAUGAACAAGCCGGGAGAACGAGCUCCAGCGCAGAUCAGCAUGUGAUGCGUUAGGCUGAAGUACUUAUUGAAAUUCGAAGCUUUGCGAUUUUAGCGCUGGACUGUGUCGUCCUGCUAGAACGGAUUUGAUAACCGAGGGCUAUGUUCGUUCCAUAUUCUCCUCAGAUUAAUUUCCAACAAAAACAUCACUGUCUGCUCGUGGAUAUGCAUAUGUUUGCUUUGAUGUGUUGGAGUCUUAUGUGUCGGUUUUGGUAUUUUCAUUACUUACAUAUGAACAAGACGGGAGAACGAGCUCCAACGCACAGCAAAAGAAGUAAGUAAACCGAUUACUGUGCUGCCGGAAAAGUUUCCCGACUUUGACCUCGACAGAACUGGGCUGGAUGUUGGCCUGAAUCAGGAUGAGAAGGAUAUCUAUUUAGGCACUACAAGGUUAUAAGCUUAAAUUUACUUAUAGAUCUGGCGUCUGACCUGCGGGCGGCUGGAGAAUGCAAGAAAGACUUUCUGGAAAAACUAAAGAACGAAGAGACCAAGCACAUGCAAACCGAAAACAAAGAGGGAUAGAUAUAAAAAGCACUACGUGUAUAAUUUUUGAUUUAUUUAAAGGUAAAAGACUACAAGAAAACACUAAGGGAUAGAGCGUAGAAACGACAUCGAGGAUUUUUUCGGAUCACGUCGUACCUAGGGCGACUGUGUUUCAAAAAAUGUAAAUCUCGAUCGGUCGGUACUCGCUGGAGGUAAUGUUCACAUCAAAAACGCAAAUCUUUAACGCUGUACCAACCGGCGCAGAAUAGAAUUCACAGCGAAAUGACAGGUUUUUGCUGUCAUGCGAGAUGAGAUAUUUGUCAUGCUAAUCCUCCAAGAGAGUUUGUUGCGCCUACAAUCUUUUUUGUCUGGAUACGCUUCCGAGCUGGACCAGUUCUUCUUGCAGCACCCGGAGCACAGAAACACGCUUAUCAAAACGAAAAAUCCCCCCUCCCCAUAUCAAAAGGAAGUUUCUGAUGCUGGAUUUGCGUACACAAAUCAGCUUUGUAUUGCAGAGAGGCAUUGCGGGCAGAUCUCCAGGCUAGAUAGGGGCGUAUGUGUGUAGUUGCUCAGCAUGGCAAACGGCUCCCCUUUAGACCCAACAGCAUGACAAAUAGCCUCCAUAAUGGGGCGAAAGCUCCUGCCCUGGUCUUCUUGCAAGACAAAUAUGAUUUGUGACCUCAAAUCAGCAACACAAGUUUUCCAAGUCAUACCUUUUCAAUAUGGGGAGGGGGGAUUUUUCCUUUCAAUAACGCUGCCGACUUCUAGUACAUAUGAACAAGACGGGAGAACGAGCUCCAACGCACAGCAAAAGAAGUAAGUAAGCCGAUUGCUGUGCCGGAAAAGUUCCCCGACUUCGACCUCGACAGAACUGGGCUGGAUGUUGGCCUGAAUCAGGAUGAGAAGGAUAUCUAUUUAGGCACUACAAGGUUAUAAGCUUAAAUUUACUUAUAGAUCUGGCGUCUGACCUGCGGGCGGCUGGAGAAUGCAAGAAAGACUUUCUGGAAAAACUAAAGAACGAAGAGACCAAGCACAUGCAAACCGAAAACAAAGAGGGAUAGAUAUAAAAAGCACUACGUGUAUAAUUUUUGAUUUAUUUAAAGGUAAAAGACUACAAGAAAACACUAAGGGAUAGAGCGUAGAAACGACAUCGAGGAUUUUUUCGGAUCACGUCGUACCUAGGGCGACUGUGUUUCAAAAAAUGUAAAUCUCGAUCGGUCGGUACUCGCUGGAGGUAAUGUUCACAUCAAAAACGCAAAUCUUUAACGCUGUACCAACCGGCGCAGAAUAGAAUUCACAAUGUAAAUCACAAACCGCAUGGUAUGACGUUAACAAAUCUGUAAUGCAAAUUUCGAAGAACCCACAGCACAAAAUCGGAACAUAACUUUUUUUACAAAUCGUAGAUGAAAAUGCAACUCAAAGAAAUCGGCUC